AGCCGAGGAAGACUGAUUGGAUAAACCCGCCAGAUUUGCCGAGUGUAAACAGUGCCGGAUGUUCUUUUUUCUUUUUAAUCCACACGCCAUUGGGAUGUUUUUAACUUUUUAACGGUUGCUACGCCAAUCUAUAACAAUGACUUCCAACGGAAGAGGAUUUGGAGAAUCAUCCCUCCAUUGUGCCAGUUCUGAUAGUGAUUCUAUUAAAGUCUUCAUCCGUGUGCGACCUCUGACCCAUGGCACCGGGCUGACCACGGAUGGAGACCAGAACCUAUGUCUCACAGUCACAUCACCCAACACCAUCCGUCUGCUAUCAAAGCCAGAGCCGCGGACCUUCACUUAUGAUCAUGUUGCUGACAUGGAUACAUCUCAGGAUUCUGUAUUCAACAUUGUGGCCAAGAACAUUGUUGAAUCCUGUAUGAAUGGGUAUAAUGGAACCAUAUUUGCAUAUGGGCAAACCGGCUCUGGAAAAACGUUCACUAUGCUUGGCCCAUCGGAGUUGGAUAACUUCACAGAUGAAAUGAGAGGGGUUAUUCCUCGCAGUUUUGAGUACCUGUUUUUCCUCAUUAACAGAGAAGCAGAGAAAUCAGCAAAGUCCAAGAAUUUCCUUUGCAAGUGUUCAUUUAUUGAGAUAUACAAUGAACAAAUUUAUGACCUGUUGGACACGGCGUCUGCCAGCCUUUUUCUACGAGAAAACAUUAAAAAAGGAGUGUUUGUUGAGGGAGCUGUGGAGAAGUUUGUCAGCUCUGCAGCAGAAGCCUAUCAGGUUUUGUCUACGGGCUGGCGCAAUCGACGCGUGGCCUCCACUUCAAUGAACCGCGAGUCUUCAAGGUCUCACGCCGUGUUCACGAUGACGCUGGAAUCCAAGGAGACGAAAAAUGAGGUGGUGAACAUCCGAACAUCUCAGCUGAACCUUGUUGAUCUGGCAGGUUCUGAGAGACAAAAAGACACGCACACAGAGGGUUCCCGACUCAAGGAGGCCAGCAGCAUCAAUCGCUCCCUCAUGUGUCUGGGCCAGGUGAUUAUGGCACUGGUGGACGUGUCCAAUGGGAAGAACCGUCACAUCUGCUACCGGGACUCUAAGCUCACCUUCCUUCUCCGGGACUCUCUUGGUGGAAAUGCCAAAACUUACAUCAUAGCCAAUGUUCACCCUGGCUCAAAAUGUUUUGGGGAGACAUUAUCCACUUUGCAUUUUGCGCAGAGAGCAAAGCUGAUAAAAAACAAGGCGGUUAUCAAUGAAGACACACAGGGAAACGUGAGGCAGCUGCAGGCUGAAGUGAGGAAACUGAAAGAGCAGCUUGCACAGGUGCAGGGAUAUCAGGGAGUCCAGCAUUCCAGAGAUGUAGCUCCUGGAGGACCUGAAUUCUCCAUGGGUCUAUCUGUUGAAAAUGUUCAAGAUCCGCAAUAUCAAGCAAAGUAUAUGAGUGCUGUUCGACUGUGGAAAAAGACGGAAGAGGAAAGAAAGAUGCUGCUGAAGAAAGUGGCUCAGCUCGAGGAGGCAUGGACGCAAAAAGACAGAUUCAUUCAUUCCAGCAGAAUGAUAAUCCGCUUUCGAGAAGAUCACAUUUCUCGGCUUGAAAAAAAGAUGAAGGCAGGACAAACCUCCUUGUCAGACACUGAGUCUCAGGCUGUGGUUGACCAGUUGAAGGAGGAAAUAAAGAUUCUGAGUGAUCAGGUUGAGCAUCAUCCAAAAAUGACUCGAUAUGCAGCAGAGAAUUACAGCCUCAGAGAAGAAAACCGUCAACUGCGCUCUCUUGAUUCUGUCAUGAAAGCGGAAGAGCAUGCUGCCCAUAUUGCUGCUGAGCUGGAAGAAGUCCUUCAGAGGACCACUGAGUCAGAAAGACUCCCUGAGUCUUCAUCAGUUUCAUCCAUUUCUGUGGCAGCCGUUUCUGCAGCUGCUGUUGAGAAGCUGAACGCUAAACUUCUGCAGAAACAGUCGGACCUAAUGGCUGCCCUCCAAGCCUUUGAAGAGUACAAAGACGUCACCAAGAACCAGUUGUCCAAGUUGGAGUCUGAGAAAAGAUACCUGGAAAAGUCUAACAGGCAUCUGGAAAACAUUUUGGAAGCCACACAUGCUUGUAAAAAGCAGGAAGUGUCCGAACUAAACAGAAUUCACGUUGAAACUUUAAAAAUCCUCACCACACCCACCAAAGCGUACAACCUCCGCUCCCGCCUGGUGCCGCUCUGCAGCCCGGAACACCUGAACGGGAAUGCUGGGGACGGAGACAACAUUUGGACAGAGCAGCCUCCAUCAGACAUGGCUGAAAUGGCCUUGACAGAGGAGCUGCGCCAAGUGCAAGAUCAAGCAAGUCGCGUUCAGACACAGUUAGAUGAGGAGGAGCUGAAGAACAGCAAGCUAAUGCAGCAAAUUGCAAAACUAGAGGAGCAAAUUGAUGUAAUGUCCAAAGAGUCGAACCACAAGGAUGAGAUACUUGCAGUUGAAAAGAUGAAUAAAACCAGAGACCAGCUUGCCUUUGAAGAAACCAUAAACAACCUGCAAAAAAGGCUUCAGUCUGAACAGCAAGCAGCAGAGGUCCUGAAGAGUGAGAUUUGUGAUUUACGCCUGAUCCUACAGUCUUCAGACAAGGAGCUGGCCUCUGUCAAGAGCCAGCUCAGAGAGCGUCAGACUGAGCAUCAGCAGGAGAUAAGUCAGCUCUCCAGCAGUCUAAUCGGCACACAGCUCCAGCUCGACAAAGUCCAGCUUGAGUGGGAGCAGCUUUUGGAACAACAUCGAACUUUACAGGAUUCCUUUGACCAGUUGCACGCUGAGUCCAAAUUUGACACGGAUCAGGCCAGACAGCAGCUGCAGGACCGACAGCAGGAGAUUGAUGGACUGAAAGCUGAGGUGUUGAAUUUGAAAAAUUCCUUGGAAGCCGAGCAAGCACACACAAACAGUCUGAUCUCCCAGUUGCAAGAAAAAGAAAGCUCAUCAAAAGAACUCAUUGAAACUGUGGAGCAGAACACACAACUCAGAAAACAAGUUUCAGACCUGACAGUGAAAAAUCAGCAACAGUUGUCCAAACUUGCUGAUCUGGAGCAGAAUUUAUCCACAGCCAAUGAGAGAAUGAAAAGCCUGGAGCAGAAGACUGAACAGGACAAAGAUGUCCUUUUAGACCUCAUGAACCAAAUCCGUGACCUCCGCAGUGAAUUGAGCCGGAAGGAGGAAGCCUUCAGCCACGUGUCUGGAGACGUCAAAGACAUUACAGCCAAAUAUAACGCUGCUUGCCUAGAAAGGGAAAACCUCAGAGAACAAAACUGUAAGAUGCAAACCGAAAUCUGUGACCUUAAAGAAAGUUUAGAGAGGAGUGUGGCGUCCAACAAAAUAGAGGUAGAGGUUCUGCAAGAGGAAAUAACUUAUGCAACAGAGGAGGUUGACAGGCUCACCAAAGUCUUAGGAGAGCAGGACGGCCUCCUUCAAGCCUCACAGGAGCAAGUCGCUCAGAAAGAGUCCAUCAUAAAGAGCUUAAAGCAAAAGGUUCAACAGCAGCAAGAAGCCGUCGAGAAAACCAUAAGAAAUGGAGUUUUUAAACCUGCUGAGCUGAUGGUCACACCGAAGUCAAUCCCUCCAACUCCUACUACUCCAGGCAGUUUCAGCAGAGAUCUGACGCAAAUGUUGGAGAGCCAAGAACGCGAGCUGGAAAGUAGGCGUUCCUCUAUGAUAACCAUGGAGGUUCUUCUAGCAGAACUGAACGCUGAGAGAUCCGCAAAGAAUGAGGAAAUCCUGAGGCUUAAGGAGGAACUGGCUAAUAAAGAAACUGUUCAAAUGGAGAUUCAGGGUUUGCUUGACUCGUUCUACACCAAGCAGGACCAGCUGAUCAGAAAUGGAAAUGAUUCUUGUAAGAAUUUCAAUGAAGCCAUCGGUCAGUCCUUGCUGAAAGAACUGGAAGAGGAAAGAGCAGAGAAGAGCAAAAUAAAGCAGAAACUUUAUGACACCCAAAAAAGACUACAGGCACAGGAGUCUUUGUUGGCCCAGACUCAGACGUGUGUCCAAGAACUGACCAAUGAGGUGAAAAACCGUUGUCUGGAGUUAAGAGAAAUGAGUCUCAGGAUAAAUGAUGAGGAGAAACUGCUGCAGGAAAAUGAGGUUCUUCGUAAGCAAAACAUAAAGCUCUCAGAGGAGAAUGGAAAACUUGUGGGGCACAAGAACCACAAACAGAGGAUUGAAUAUCUGGUUAAACUGAAAAAGGACAACACCCGACUUCAAGAGGAAAAUGAAAAGCUGCGAACAGAGAUUUCAUUGAUGCGAGACAACACAGAGGAUCCACAGAUGGAAAUGAUUUUGGCCUCCUGCAAAAAUCUUUCGUAGAUCAAAAAUGUCUAUUUUUUUCAAAACUCUGUAAAGGUUUUUUUUUUACUUUUAUUUUAAAAAUAGAAGUACUGUUGAAACUUGGUGAAAUGUUAAAAUGUAGACAUGUAUGCUCAGCUUUUUAUGAAAAAUUGUCUGCAGCUGUUUGGUUUUUCAUUGUCAUUCUGCAUGUGUAGGUACAUUUGUCUGUUGGCUGCUUUUCUCAGUGUUCUGGUUUAAUGAUACAGUUCCCCAUCUAAACUAAAAUGUACAGACAGUAGUUUGAGGUAUUACUUUCUUUUUCUUGCUUUUUUGUUGUUGUUUUUUUAGGGGGGGGGGUGUACUUAUUAAAAAGCAGUCUCCUA
Oryzias latipes (Japanese medaka) is the source of this 4650-nucleotide messenger RNA. It is a transcript of the gene kif15, whose product is annotated as kinesin family member 15. Gene Ontology annotation, molecular function: microtubule motor activity; microtubule binding; ATP binding. Gene Ontology annotation, biological process: microtubule-based movement. NCBI's taxonomy places the organism in Eukaryota, Metazoa, Chordata, Actinopteri, Beloniformes, Adrianichthyidae. The record is from RefSeq and is a predicted model, not a curated record.